AUGGCGCCGGGCCAUGCUGCAAAGAGGAGACGUCUCAGUCCCACUGGAAAAACCACUGCUCCAUCUACUCUGAACAGCUUUUACGCCAAUGCCUCGCAAUGGGACCUCGAACAAGACUAUGAACGGAGGCCGAGGAAGGGCAGCAAGAAGGAUAAAGAGCGAACUCGAUUGCCGAUAAAGACCGCAGAAGGAGCUAUAGAACAUGUCGAAGAACCCGCCCAUUCAGAGCCCGAAUCCCUUAGUCCCUUCGACUCGGACGAAGAAUCUGAAGAUGACGCUCCAGCGACCACCGAAGCCGUCGAACAGCCUGUGUCGCAAGUACCUCCGAAACUACAGAUUAUACAAGCAAAGGAAGAACUUGCAAAAAUCGCGACGCUGAUAAAUGAAGAUCCGGAAGAACAUAUAGAUUUGUUUAAGAAGCUGGCGGAGAUGGUUAAAGCCUCAUCAUUGCUGGCGGUGAAGAAACUAGCGCUGGCCACACAGGCUGCGGUCUACAGAGAUGUCAUUCCAGGAUACAAAAUAAGGCCGCUUGGAGAUGCGGAGCUAGCUGUUAAAGUGUCGAAGGAGGUUCGAAAAGUUCGAAACUACGAGCAGGCGCUUCUUUCUGGGUACCGCAAUUACGUUCAAGAUUUGAUUUCCUUUUCGAGAUCGAAACAUGACGAUAGUCUUAAAUCCGUUGCUAUAAACUGCGCAUAUAGCUUGUUGGAUGCUGUUCCACAUUUCAAUUGUCGACAAGAACUGUUGAAGAUCCUUGUGUCUCAGCUCUCGCGUCGCCAACUUGACGCCGAUUCUAUAAAGUCUCGCGAGGCGCUGAAGGAAAUUUUCUCCAAUGAUGAAGAUGGGAUAGUAUCCAUGGAGGCUGUUAGCCUUUUGGCCAAAAUGAUGAAAGCUAAGGAUUUCAAUAUUCAUCCUAGCGUCUUGGAUACUUUCCUCCACUUGCGCCUGUUAUCAGAAUUUUCGUCCAAAGGAUCCAAGGAUGGGAUAGAUAGGAACGAAGACGAGGUCAAUACGUAUAAAGGCAAGAAAAUCAAAGAGAAACGUGAGUUCAGAACGAAGAAGACCCGGAAACUGCUGCGAGAACAGAAGGCUGCCGCGAAAGACCUUAGGGAGGCGGAUGCCCUCGUCAAGCACGAGCAACGGGACAAGAUGCAAGCAGAAACGUUGAAGUCUGUUUUCACCACAUAUUUUCGGAUUCUGAAACUUCGAAGUGCUUCUUUGAUGGGCGCCACGUUGGAGGGCCUUGCAAAAUAUGCCCAUUUGAUUAAUCAAGAUUUCUUUGGCGACCUGCUCGAAGUUCUUAGAGAGCUGAUAUCCGAAUCAAGCCACCCAGACCAAACCGAUGAAGAGACGAAUGGAAAUGCAGAUCAGGAAAACGCCAUAUCCAGGAACACCACGCGCGAAGUCCUGCUUUGCUCAACAACCGCAUUCGCCCUGCUUGAAGGCCAAGACGCCAGCAAAGCUGCCUCGAGCCUCCAUCUCGACCUCAGUUUCUUUAUUUCGCAUCUCUAUCAAUCACUUUACCCUGCCUCUCUGAACCCAGACAUAGAAUAUAAUCCCAGUAAAUCCCUCCGUCUCCCGGAUCCAGGAUCCACCAACGCUGGUGCCGACGAUAUAUCAGGAAAGGACAAGAAGGUCAACUUCCAGACUCCUACGGUCCUGCUGCUCCGCUGCCUCCAACCUAUCCUCACAGCCAAAGGCACUAAUGCCCCGACGCCGAUACGUGUUGCCGGGUUUACAAAGCGUCUCAUGACGAGCGUACUCCAAUUACCUGAGAAAUCUGCCCUAGCGGUACUCUCUCUGCUGAAUCGCGUAGUGAAGAUGCAUGCCCCCAAGAUCGCGCCCUUGUGGAAUACGGAGGAGCGAAAAGGAGACGGGGUAUUCAAUCCGAAUGCAGUGGAUGUCGAGGCGAGUAAUGUAUUUGCGGCUACUGUAUGGGAGGGAGAACUACUGAGGGUACAUUAUUGCCCGGAGAUUCGUGAUGCAUCUCGAGGCAUCGAAAAGAUAAUUAUGAGCGUUAAAUGA
Molecule: messenger RNA, 2022 nt
Organism: Coccidioides immitis RS
Lineage: Eukaryota; Fungi; Ascomycota; Eurotiomycetes; Onygenales; Onygenaceae
Product: nuclear export protein Noc3
Exons: 1
Coding region: 1-2022 (673 amino acids)
Biological process (GO): DNA replication initiation
Cellular component (GO): nucleolus
Molecular function (GO): chromatin binding
Source: RefSeq, a predicted model, not a curated record